Phaeoacremonium minimum UCRPA7 is the source of this 663-nucleotide messenger RNA. RefSeq lists its product as hypothetical. The transcript has 5 exons. Lineage: Eukaryota; Fungi; Ascomycota; Sordariomycetes; Togniniales; Togniniaceae. The record is from RefSeq and is a predicted model, not a curated record. Bases 1 to 663 code for a protein of 220 amino acids.
AUGAAGACCUCUACAUCCAUUCAGCUCGCCGCCGCUGGCUUGCUUUCUCUGGCUUCUGUGGCCGUUGCCGUCCCGUACUGCGCCAUCACCUGUUUCCAGGAUGUUAUCACUGAGCACCCUCCCCUGGAUUGCACUGAGGCGAACAUGUACCUUUGCUUCUGUAAGAUGCCAUCGCUUCAGAACUACUUCCUUGAGUGCGUCUACUCCGACUGUGGAAGUGAUGCCGAUGCCGAGGAGGCUGUCCAGUUCGGCGUAGAUACUUGCGCUGGCCUUGGUGUUACCAUUACCGUCCCAUCUGGUCCCCCAACAAGCCCAACUAGUUCAGCUCCUGUUGUGGAGCCAACAACUACUGCUCCUGUUGAGCCUACCACUACCGCCCCUCCUGCUGAAGAGACCACCAGCGCUCCUGUAGAGCAGUCUACCAGCGCAGCCGCCCCCGAGACCAGCGAACCCGCAGCAACGGAGAGCGCCGCUCCUUCUACUCUGUCUACCAGCACCUCGGCAGAGAGCGGCUUUGCGAGCCCAACUGGCACCACUACUCAGUCUGGAUCUGCCACUCCUAGCUCCACUUUGGUUGUUGUCAACAACGCCAAUGCUAUGAGCGCGGCAUCCCGCCUCAUCGCCGCUGCUGGAGUUGCCGUUGCCAUCUUCCAGCUUCUCUAG